AUGUGUGCACUGGAAAGUAAAAGGCAAGGAAAGCUGGAUGCUAGAAAAUGGGAAGAACAGGCUGGUGAAGCAGAGAGGAUCGGUGCAUCAGAGCUUGGAAUCAUUCUGGUAGGCUACUCUAGCCGAUCUGAUAUCGCCAAUGAAAAACUAAAAUUAUCUGAGAAUGGUAAGUCAGUUCAAAUGUGUAUCCCCUAUUUAUAUUUUCCAACAAAUAAAAUUAUCACAUUAGCAACCACCCUGUGCCAGUUCUCGGUGGCAUUAUUAAUAAAAAUUGAGAUUAAUAGCAACUGCACUUUUAGAAAAUCUAUGUAA
Protopolystoma xenopodis is the source of this 312-nucleotide messenger RNA. NCBI's taxonomy places the organism in Eukaryota, Metazoa, Platyhelminthes, Monogenea, Polystomatidea, Polystomatidae. The record is from the annotation of a GenBank genome assembly.